AUGGAGCCAGUUAUCUCCGCAGAUCACGGUUCAUCCAGCACAGCCACUGCUUCAUGGUGGUGGCUCCCGGGUCGACUGUGGCUCCGGGCCCAAGCGAUAACCUGGCGUCAAUUGUCCAGCUUGGGAUUUGUCCUGCACAAUCGGGCUGAUCCACCGGCCACUCAUCCGUCCAUCACGGAGUGGAUCGACGUUGGCGACGAACCAUCCUCGAGCAAAGGUUCAAUCAAGCUCGAUAUCUGGUACCCUGAUGCAAUUGAUUCCGCUUCUUCUCAAGCCCCCUGCGUUAUCUCACUUCAUGGUGGUGGAUUCACCCUUGGAGCAGGUACAGACGAUACCAGAUGGGCCAAUGCCGUCUGUAGUCAGAUCGGAGCAGUGGUCAUCGCUGUGAAUUAUCGCCUGGCUCCAGAGUUCCCAUUUCCCAUCGGCGUAGAAGAUUGUGCCGAUGCAGUCCAACACAUUUGGGACAAUGCAGAAAGCUACCAGAUCGAUAAGAACAAAAUCAUUCUGUCAGGCUUUUCAGCAGGAGGAAAUCUAGCCUUUGCAAGCUGGCUCCUGGUCCGACAGAGACAGCGUGACUCCUACCCUAAUACCACCGGAUACUCACCUCAUCAUGGCUCAAAUCCCUCGCCCUCGAUUCGAGGGAUAGUUGCGUUCUACCCUCUCCUCGAUUGGUCUACAUCCCGAGCGAUCAAGACGGCAAAGAUGGCAGAUCCUAGUCAAGGUCUCUCACCGCUCCUGACGACAUUAUUCGAUAGGUCUUACCGUGACCCUGGAGCCGAUCCAAAGAAUCCCCUCAUGUCUCCGAUCUAUAUGUCCGAGGAGGAUCUCAGAGCUCUCCCUCCGGUCCAUUUGUGCGCUUGCGAGCUUGACAUGUUAUUGGAUGAAGCGGAGAGGUUCAGAGACCGAGCGGACGCCUCGCUUGGCAAGGGUAGAGUGACUUGGCGACUGGUCCCCGGGGCUAGACAUGGCUUUGAUAAGCCUCCGCCUGUGGUGCCGACACUCCGGGCGAUGGAAGAAUACGAGGCGGGCAUAGGCUCGAUCCGGACCUGGCUGGGGCAUUGA
Kockovaella imperatae is the source of this 1062-nucleotide messenger RNA. Its product is annotated as Alpha/Beta hydrolase protein. Gene Ontology annotation, molecular function: hydrolase activity. The transcript has a single exon. Bases 1 to 1062 code for a protein of 353 amino acids. NCBI's taxonomy places the organism in Eukaryota, Fungi, Basidiomycota, Tremellomycetes, Tremellales, Cuniculitremaceae. The record is from RefSeq and is a predicted model, not a curated record.